Messenger RNA from Amoebophrya sp. A25, 981 nucleotides. NCBI's taxonomy places the organism in Eukaryota, Dinophyceae, Syndiniales, Amoebophryaceae. The record is from the annotation of a GenBank genome assembly.
AGCGUACAAUUGCGGUGUUGAAGACGAUUCCUCUUAUAUGCCAGGAGGUAGUGCAGCAGAAAACCGUGUCUACUUGCGUGCGGUGGGAGACACUGAAGGCGAGCAUCUGGCGAAGUGCAUUACCAUUAUGGCAAAGUACAACUCCACUUGCUCUAACAACUUCAUUUGUAAUCACUUCACAAAUAUAACUUUGUCUACCUUGUUGACUAGCGAUUCCCACAAGUGCAAAUUGUAACCACAAGUACAAGUACUUACAACUACAGAUAUUUCUUCAGAUACCUGCUCUUCUAAAGUCAAGUGUUCCGAGUACGUGGUGACGGGCAACGAAGGUUGUGGCGGCUUUGUCUACGAGCACGAGGAACUACCUCCGAGUCGUGCCGCAGAAGGCAAGCUCGUUGGCAAGGUUGGAGCGUGCGUCAUGCGUCGAGGGCCGGUUUCGAUGGAUCCAAUCUGUCCACGUCUAGAUGGAAUUAGCUUCUUUCGUCGCAUGUCAGCUGUAGUAACUGUCAAACCUGAAGACGAAGAUGCAAAUGCGGCACCAUGAUCCCAUCAAUUUCAAGGACAACUCAUCUAAAUAGCACGGGGAAUGAACAAAAGAUGAUAUUAAGGGCUUUGGAGAUACUCACUACUACGUCAAAUUAUCUUUCUCACCUUGUUAGAGUUUGUUAGUCUUCAUCACGCUACUACAACUAGUUUUCGUGCCUUCUUAUAUAUCGAUUCCUUUUUAUUCCCUCAUAUCAAUUACUUAUUCCUGUGAGUUUGAAUUUCAUACUUUUAUGCAAGAGGUCUUCCUAGAAAAAAAUUAGUCUUUUCUCAGGACGUCUUAAGUCUUUGUCAAAAUGGAAAUGCCACCAACAAAAAUGUUUCCUGCACAGAGGUCGAGGGCGGCCUAAGAGCAAAAUAUGACAGUUUCCGCACGGCAAACUUACAUCGAACAUGUUGACAACUCCAGAACAAGUAGAUGCCAUAGGCAUAGCGGCA